Molecule: messenger RNA, 399 nt
Organism: Phaedon cochleariae (mustard beetle)
Lineage: Eukaryota; Metazoa; Arthropoda; Insecta; Coleoptera; Chrysomelidae
Source: the annotation of a GenBank genome assembly
AUGAGACGAGUAUCCUAUAACAAAAAUAAUUUGAUUUUCAUCUGGCCUCAAGAAGAAGAUCUAUCUGAGGUGGAUUCCAAUUGUAUAAUCAAGAAAGUGGCGAAUCCUCAGGCUCUUGCCGACCACAACGUCUACUUGAAAGGCACCCUCCUGAAACCCAACAUAGUGACCGCCGGACAAUCGGCCACCGUCAAGGCGGGCCCCGCGGAAGUCGCCUUGGCUACUGUGACGGCUCUGCAGCGCACCGUGCCUGUCGCCGUGCCCAGCAUCACCUUCUUGUCGGGCGGCCAAUCGGAGGAGGAGGAGGCCACCGUCAAUUUGGACGCGAUAAACAACUGUCGCUUCGAAGUUAAGGAGCCCCAAGAUUUCAAGUGGUCCGUCGAGUCUAUAAAGACCUAA